Ustilago hordei is the source of this 1062-nucleotide messenger RNA. RefSeq names its product related to protein tag-253. Lineage: Eukaryota; Fungi; Basidiomycota; Ustilaginomycetes; Ustilaginales; Ustilaginaceae. Bases 1 to 1062 code for a protein of 353 amino acids. The record is from RefSeq and is a predicted model, not a curated record. The transcript has a single exon.
AUGGCUCCAACAACAUCAAGAUCAGCAUCAACACGGCAAGCUUCGCAUGCGGGCAGCUGGUACUCUGACAACCAAAAAGAUCUCGAUGCCUCGCUCUCCGAGUGGCUCGAGGAUGUCGACGUCAAGUCACUCCCAACACCACUAUCCGUUUGCGAGCACAAACCUUCCGCAGAAUCACUACCACUUCCGAUCACAAACUGUCGGGCUCUGAUCGGUCCGCAUGCAGGAUACUCUUACUCUGGUCCUGCUGCCGCAUAUGCUUAUCGCUGCAUCGACAAUUCUCAAAUCGAGCGCAUCUUCAUCCUUGGCCCUUCGCAUCAUGUCUAUCUCGAUGGCUGUGCCGUCUCUGGCUGCGAAGAAUAUGAAACGCCGCUCGGUAAUCUCAAGAUCGACCGUCAGAUCACAGAGGCACUGAAAGCAACGGGAAAGUUCGGCACAAUGACGCAGUCACAGGACGAAGACGAGCAUAGCAUUGAGAUGCAUCUACCUUACAUCUACAAGAUGUUUAAGGGCAAGUCAAUUCAGAUCGUUCCCAUUUUAGUAGGCGCUAUCAAUACGAGCAAAGAGGAUGCCUACGGAAAGUUGCUUGCACCCUACCUCAAGGAUCCUCGCAACUUCUUCGUAGUCUCGAGCGACUUUUGUCAUUGGGGAUCACGCUUCAGCUACACCUACUACCGUCCAGCUGGGUCGAGCUUGGCAACGACACUGUCAAACAGGUCUCCUCGCUCUGCAUACGAACAGCCGCCUAUUCACCAGAGCAUUCGAGAGCUGGACGAGAGCGGAAUCGAAGCCAUCACCCAUCCUUGGACCAAAGGUGGCAAAACAGGUAAAUCAGCAGAAGAGGCAAGACUCGCUUUUGCAGAGUACCUCAGCUCAACUAAGAAUACAGUCUGCGGAAGACACCCCAUCGGUGUUCUGCUUGCAGCCUUGGCGGAGCUCGAAAAGACGGACAAGAUCCAGACAGAGUGUCGCUUCACAAGAUACGAGCAGAGCAGUCAGUGUUUGACGCCGCAAGAUUCAUCCGUUUCGUAUGCUUCCGCGUUCGUUCGCUUCCGGCACUGA